Messenger RNA from Paramecium primaurelia, 291 nucleotides. NCBI's taxonomy places the organism in Eukaryota, Ciliophora, Oligohymenophorea, Peniculida, Parameciidae. The record is from the annotation of a GenBank genome assembly.
AUGCUUGAAUAAUAAAAACCAAGUAUCUUAACACCAGAAAUAUCAGAAAAAUCAUCAAUAAAUGAAAUAAAAGUAUAUCAUAUAUAUAUUAUUAUUUAGACUUAUCCUUUAACAAGUGGAAUGUUCUUUGGAGAAAUUGAUUCUAUUAUUAAAAACAAAAGAACUACUACAAUUGUUGAGGCUGUAGAAGAUACUGAAAUUAUUAUCUUAGAAUCAUCAUCAUUAAGAUCAUUUUUAGCUGACAAUCCUGGAUUAAUGGUACUCUUUUAAGAGAGUAUUAUUAUAGAAUGA